AUGCCGCAGUAUAGUUUCGAUGAAAUUCCUCGUGUGGAAGGAGUGAAGGUGGCCAUUAUUACUGGUUCAAACGAUGGAAUCGGCAAAAUAACUGCACUUGAACUAGUAAGAAAGGGUUGGCACGUGAUUAUGGCCUGUCGAAACGAAGAGAAAGCACAAGCAGCUAUACAAGACAUUCGAACACAAGUCGACACUAAAGACAGUGAUAAUUUGAAGCUAGAUUUUAUACAACUUGAUUUGGCAUCGU
Messenger RNA from Didymodactylos carnosus, 247 nucleotides. Lineage: Eukaryota; Metazoa; Rotifera; Eurotatoria; Philodinida; Philodinidae. The record is from the annotation of a GenBank genome assembly.